AUGAGUGCCAGGAAGGCACUGAGUAACCCCUGGGAUGCUCGCUUCUGUGCACUGCAACUAAUCGCAAUGCUAACGGUGCUCAGUAUCACCAUCAAGUAUAACGAAUACGCGACGGAUAAAGGAGGUAACUUCAGCAUACCCUGCGUAGCACAGGGCAAUAUUAUGUGGGUAAAGGAACACGGCAGCAAUAGCACCAUUAUUCAGACGGGCCGUGUGCUGGUGCUGCGUAAUGUGAGUUCACUGGAUAGCGGCAUUUACGUUUGUUUUGCAACUGUGCCAGCAACAACAAGAAAAACAACACCAAUUACUACACCUAUGCCCAUCACAACGAUGACGAAGGGAGCAACAAUCCCAGCGACAGCAGCAACUACCUCAUCGCAGCGGCAGCAACCGAUAGAAGUGGAUGAGCAGGAGCAUGAACAGAAGCUACAAGAGGAUUUGAAUCGGGAGCAGGAGCACGAGGAAAAGCAAAAAGAGGAAUCGUAUCAGGCUUUUCAACGUAUCAGGUUAAAUGUGCGCACCACUCCCGGGCCGGUGACACAGCUCUAUUUCAAGGCCUCUACCAUUCUGGGCUUUCUCAUUUGGCGUUUUAAUAAGACCCUAUCAGGUGGAUAUCCCGUGCGCAGUUUCACAGCCGAAUAUCGCAAUGUUUCGUAUCGCGUUCAGUCAUCUAAUGCCAGCUACGAACAUGAGUGGACUCGCAUGGAUCCUAUUAAUAUAGCGCCCAAUGUGCGCCAAAUGGAGGUCUAUCGCCUGGCACCGAACACCACUUAUGAGUUUCGAAUAUGGGCCAACAAUGAGCUGGGCAGCGGGGAGGUAGUCACCACCAAUGUGACAACAUUGCCAGAGACCAAGGAGGAGGAUCUCAUACGCCUUAUAAAACCCGACUUAGAUAAUUUCGACCCACGCAUUUGGAUAGUCGCCGUCAGUAUAGUGCUGGGAACACUUGUGAUAUUAGCCAUUGGACUCUGUAUAGUGCUUUCUAUGGAGUGCUAUCAAUCAACGCAAAUGGAACUGCAAGAUGGUUGGGACAGCAUUGAGCUUAUACCGAAUAUAAUACUUAAUCCCGGUUUCAGCGAAUCCGAUGGAGCUAAGAGCGUGCCGCCUUUCACGCGUACAGUUAUCUUUGGCCACAACGGACAAGAGUACGAUGAGGAUGAGGAUUAUGAGGAGGAACAGGAGCCGACUAUGGAAAAAUUCAAGCGAAAAGUCUCGGUAUUUUUUACAGGUCCCACCAUUAAACGUAUUUGAAAGUACAAAGUGCAAUUUUAUGAUUAUGCAUAUACAGAUCUAUUUAUGUGUUUGAUUGUGUUGCGGUCGAGGCCAUAUACAUAUGCAUAUAUUUGUAAUAUACUAUGUACAGCUUAUUGUUGUUGCUAUAGGAAAAUUAUUUCCGUUCGGUUUCAGUUGCCAUGACACAGGAGAUAAGAUAUAAAUUUAAUAAAGACGCUAUUUAAGCUCGCUUCAUAACGCAUCAAGAAAAAUCAUUGAAAGCGAUUAAUCAUGAGUACUCCUACAUAUUGAAUAAGUUUUGUAAACUGUUAAACGUUCUAAUAAAAAGUGAGCUUCAAGAAGAACUGAAACC
Drosophila innubila is the source of this 1585-nucleotide messenger RNA. RefSeq lists its product as uncharacterized. The transcript has 6 exons. Gene Ontology annotation, molecular function: protein binding. NCBI's taxonomy places the organism in Eukaryota, Metazoa, Arthropoda, Insecta, Diptera, Drosophilidae. The record is from RefSeq and is a predicted model, not a curated record. Bases 1 to 1251 code for a protein of 416 amino acids.